This is a messenger RNA of Lagopus muta (rock ptarmigan), 2546 nucleotides long. RefSeq names its product neurochondrin (gene NCDN). The record is from RefSeq and is a predicted model, not a curated record. Lineage: Eukaryota; Metazoa; Chordata; Aves; Galliformes; Phasianidae. Gene Ontology annotation, cellular component: dendrite. The transcript is spliced from 6 exons. The coding region runs from base 151 to 2259 and encodes 702 amino acids. Gene Ontology annotation, biological process: neuron projection development; regulation of neuronal synaptic plasticity.
GCCGCGCUGCGAGCGCUCCGAUUGGCUGAGGGGCCGCGGUGGCGAUGUCCGCGUGGAUCACGUGCGUGCCGCGGCGCGCCGUAGCGGCCGGGUGCCGUUUGCUAUGCAGAAAACAGCCGCCUAACCGCGUGCGGAGCCGCGCCGGUCGCCAUGGCCUCGGGACCCGGAGCCGCCACGCUGAAGAAGUGCCUGGAGGUGCUGAAGGACGCCAGGAACGACAGCGAGCAGCUGGCAGCCCUGCUGCUGGUGACCAAAGCAGUCAGAGCUGGAGAGCUGGACUCAAAGACCCGCCGCCAGAUCUUUGAUGCCAUCGGCUUCACGUUCCCCAACCGCCUGCUGAACUCCAGGCAGGCACCACCAGGCUGCCCCGAGGACACAUUCAGGGCGCUGGGCCUCACCCUGCUGGCGUGCUUCUGCACUGAUCCAGAGCUGGCCGGCCACUCACAGAUCCUGAACAAAAUCCCAACCUUCAGCGAUGUCCUGCUUUCCCCCUGUAACCCAGACAGCACGUCCAUGGUGGAUGAUGCCUACCAAUGCCUGGCUGCUGUUCUGGCCACUCCCAGGGGGCCCAGGGAAAUGGUGACCAAAGGAGCUGUCUCUGCUCUGUGCCAGGCUUACACGAAUGGUGGUUAUGGCUCUGAGCGUGCCCUGACGCUGCUCUCGGGGCUGUUGGCUGUAGCAGAGGUGAAGUGCUGGCAGAGAAAUGCUCCGCACCUCCUGGCUGUGCUGAGCAAGCUCUCUGAGGAGUUUGUCAAGGCUGAAGACGUGACCAAGUUUGAGCUGUGUGAGCUUUUGCCUCGCUUCAUCCCCCUCUCACCACCACUUGCUGAACUCUCACAGGGCUCUGAGAGCAUCUGUCAGCUUUACAAAGGGCUGGCCAGCAUUCUGGGCAGUAAACUCAGCCAGUCACAGCGGGACCCUGCUCUGAAGCUUGCUGCCAGCCUCAUGCAGGCCUGUGGGUCAGAGUGGAUCCCAGCAGGGAGAACUGGCAGCAAGUUCCUGGCCUUGCUGGUGAACUUGGCUUGUGUGGAAGUCCGCCUAACCCUAGAGGAGCCUGAUCCCUUGGAGGUGGAGGGGAAAAAAGAAGUGGUAACAGCCUGCUAUGUUCUUAUUGAGAUGGGGAUCCAGGAGUGUCUGAAAGAAGAGGAAUCCCUGCUAGAUGAAGCACAGAGAAUGCAGCUCAUGAGGAUUAUGGAGGAGGCAUUUGGAGCUGUAGUAUUUUACCUGAGACAGGUUAAAGAGGAGGAGCUGCAGGAUCCUUUUGUAUUUGCUUCUGUUCGAAUCCUUGGAGCUUGGAUGGCAGAGGAGACAUCCUCCCUCAAGCAGGAGAUCUGUGAGCUCCUGCCUUUCCUUGUUCAUUAUGCCAAGAAGCUUUUCAAGGAGGGUGGUGCAGCAGAGAAUCUUUCCCAGGCAGCUGGGCUGGUCAGCAGUGACAACUCCAUUUUAGCCCAGGAUGCUCUGAGACUUCUGCUACCUGGAUUUUGCCAUUUAACAGCAGAGGACAGACCCAGAGACAUCCUCAUCUCAGAAGGGGCACCAGCACUACUGUGUGAUUACUUCCUGCAUCAGUGGGGGGUGCUGAGCUCUCAGCCUGGGUCCCUGACAAGCACUGAGAUGAGUCUACAGACUUUAUGUGGGAUCUUCCUUAACCUGGUUGUGACUGCACCAGACCUCAUCAGGCAGGAGAAAACUUUCUCUUCUUUGAUGGACACGUUGCUGAGGUCUCUUCCCUUCCUUCUACCUCAGAAGGAUCACCUGGUUCUAGCAGCCAACGUUGCCACUCUGGGCUUGAUGAUGGCAAGGAUCCUUUCAAAUUCACCAGUUCUUCAGAAAUCUGGCUCUGCAAAGGAGUUUUUCAAAGCCACCAUUUGCUUCUUGUCCCAGGCUCACACGGCCCAAGCAGACCCUGGUAGCCACGGCUUGGCUCUGGCCGUAUCCCCUGCCUACGUGAGUGCCUGGGAUGACAUCCGUGAGCUCUGGUUCCUGGCGAUGCAGGCCUUGGCCAGCUGUGUGCCUCUCUUCCCCUGGCUGCCAGAAGCUGUGCUCCAGGCACAGUGGCUGGAGGAGCUCUCAGAGUUACUGACACGCGUCACUGCAGCCUCGGUGGAUUUUGAGCUCAUUGCUGCUUUGCAGGCUGUGCUGGUUGAGCUGGCCAGAGCCAGUGAGCCGUGCAGGGAAGUGAUCCUGUCACACCAUGGGGAGGAGUGGGCCAACCUUUAUGGGAUGGCAGCUCUGGAACAGUGUCUGUCCAAGCAAUAAAGAGCUGUUUUUCAGCAGUGCCCUGGUGUGGGACAUGAAGCCAGACACCUGCAGCAUUCCUCAUGCACCUUUUGGUGCCACUGAGGACAAGAAACAUUUAAGGGACCAACUUCAUAAAGUCAGCAAUGCAGCAGAGCUCUGCAGGAUCCUCUCUGUCCAGAACCCGACACACACAACUAUUGCUGCUUCAGAACAUUUCCAGAUGUACCUCAUUUAUCUUCUGUCAGCAUUUUGUUUUAAAACCAGAUCAUUUGACUAUUAAAGAGGUUUUCUGUUCCUUUUCCAAA